Molecule: messenger RNA, 717 nt
Organism: Ectocarpus siliculosus
Lineage: Eukaryota; Phaeophyceae; Ectocarpales; Ectocarpaceae
Source: the annotation of a GenBank genome assembly
AUGGUGGCCGUCAUCGGAGCAUCUGGUGCGGGCAAGUCUACCUUCCUAGACCUCCUGGCAGGGAAGAAGAAGGAGGGGGAGUGCGCGGGCCAGAUACUUCUCACGCAAUCCGGCGGCGGCGGAGGCGGCGGCGGCGGAGGCGGGAUAGGCAGGUGGAGGAGAGGCGGCAAGGGCCGGGGGCGGCCGUCGGUGUACGUUACCCAGGACGACUUCCACGUGGCUGAGCUGACCGUGCGGGAGAGCCUCGCUUUCGCGGUUCGCCUGUCUAUGGGCGGGAGAGAAAGAGAUCGGCGGGCUCGUGUGGAGGAGCUCCUCGACGUGCUCGGCCUGAGGGCCUGCGCCGAGGUUAGGGUUGGCAACCCCCUCGAGAGGGGCAUCAGCGGCGGCGAGGCGAGGCGUCUCUCGAUGGGCAUCGGCGUGGCGGCCCUGGAGAGCGUGCGUCUUCUCCUCCUCGACGAGCCCACGACGGGUCUGGAUUCCUCUUCGGCAGCGGAGGUGAUGCUGCUUGCGAGGAAGCUGGCCUCCCGGCGAGACAGGCGGGUGGUGGUCGCCUCGGUGCACCAGCCGUCCGCUGAGAUGUUCUCGCUCUUCGACAAGGUAGAUGCACGUGGUGCAAGGAUAACCAAGAGAGGGAGGCAGAGACCGAUAGGCAAGCAGGCGGGGAGAGGGGCAGACGGACAGGCAGGCAGGCAGGCAGGCAGGCAGGCCGAAGGGUGA